Messenger RNA from Sporothrix brasiliensis 5110, 408 nucleotides. RefSeq lists its product as uncharacterized. Gene Ontology annotation, cellular component: cytoplasm; prefoldin complex. Bases 1 to 408 code for a protein of 135 amino acids. The transcript has 2 exons. Gene Ontology annotation, biological process: protein folding. NCBI's taxonomy places the organism in Eukaryota, Fungi, Ascomycota, Sordariomycetes, Ophiostomatales, Ophiostomataceae. The record is from RefSeq and is a predicted model, not a curated record.
AUGCAACGGCGGAUGCUCAGCAGAGAAGACGAGGAGGCUGCGGGCCCCGAGGCCGAGGUCCGCCGCGAGGACCAGGAAAAGAUCAACAAGUUCAGCCGGCUGCACCAGCGCGAGCUGAACCUGGAGGAGCAGCUCAAGGCGAAGAACAAGGCCAAGGAGGAGCUGGACGACAUCAGCACAGAGCUGGAGCUGGUCGACGAGGACGACAAGGUGCCGUACAAGGUCGGCGACGCCUUUUUCCAGGUCAAGGCGGCAAAAGCGCUCAAGAUGGUCGAGGCGUCCUCGACCAAGAUGGAGGAGGAGAUUGGGUCGCUGGAGGAGUCAUUGAGCUCGGUGCGGGAGGAUAUGACACAGCUCAAGGUGGACCUGUAUGCACGGUUUGGCCGGAGCAUCAACCUGGAGACGUGA